GCUUUCAGAGGCCCCAAGGGAGCGUUGCGGCACUCACGCCACUUGUGCAGGAAGAUGGGGAUAGUAGCUGGCGGGACGGGCGUCACGCCCACGUUCCAGAUCAUCAGGACCAUCUGCGAAAGGGGCCGCGGCACCGCCCAGCUCGGCCUUAUUUACGCCAACCGGACAGAAGAGGACGCUCUUCUACGACAGGAGCCGGAUAGAUUUGUAAAGCCUUAUCAAGGGAUCUUCAAGGAUUACUACUGUCUU
Trichoderma reesei QM6a is the source of this 249-nucleotide messenger RNA. RefSeq lists its product as uncharacterized. Gene Ontology annotation, molecular function: oxidoreductase activity. The record is from RefSeq and is a predicted model, not a curated record. The transcript has a single exon. Lineage: Eukaryota; Fungi; Ascomycota; Sordariomycetes; Hypocreales; Hypocreaceae. Gene Ontology annotation, cellular component: endoplasmic reticulum. The annotation marks the transcript as partial.